Messenger RNA from Ectocarpus sp. CCAP 1310/34, 1716 nucleotides. Lineage: Eukaryota; Phaeophyceae; Ectocarpales; Ectocarpaceae. The record is from the annotation of a GenBank genome assembly.
AUGAACGUGGGCUUCGGUGGGACGAGGAAGGGGGAAGAGAUUGCCGGAAUGGAUGCCGUAACCCUGAAGGAAAAACCCCUGAAGAUGCCGGCGGGCACCAUUCAGCACUUGGUGUUUCAACCCGGCGACAAGCCCCCGUUCUACGCUCCGCACCUUGACCCGACGCAGUACGUCGGGAAGCUCAAGGGGAUGCGUCAGAUCUUAUGGGAGAGGGGGCUCCUGAAGGAAGGCAUGAGCAAGUCGGGAGGCAAGGACGAGAAGAAAGACGAGAGCAUGAGCAUGGAGCAUGUCCUGGGAGAGCAGAAAGACUUCAAGGAAGUAGAGUCCAGCCUGGAGCUCCUGAUGGCACGGCAAGGAGGGUUCUGUCUCACGCUCCCGAAGUACCACUGCGAGUAUAACCCCAUUGAGCUAGUUUGGGGGCGCGCGAAGCACUGGACACGCCAGCACUGCAACAAGCUGCGGGAGCACGUGCCGUUGAGCUUUAGAGCAGAGGAAGAUAGGCAGGCCGUGCAGAUCGUGCAGGCCUUCUGCAAGAAGUCGUACACGCACAACCUAGUGCACCUAAGAACGGGUGCUGUAGGCCCUGAGGGAGAGAAGCAGUACAAGGUGUACACGUCGCACAGGAAGCCAGCACCAUCCGAGUACCUAAAGCCUAGUCUAAGGGGGUAUCCACCAUUGGUUGAGUUUCUUGCUUAUUUAUCCUCUGUUUAGUCUACGUACAUUUUUACCGCUUUUUAUAUGGAUGCCCUCUAUUCUGGGUGAGCGGAGAGUCCGGGGUUGUGGUGGCUGUGUCCUGCCACCGGAGGUUGGCUAUUAUUUCCUUUGGUGCAAUGUGUCGAGGAAUGCCAAGCGUGACCGAGCGAACUCAGUCAAGCUAGGGUGGUGCGGAGAGUGGGCGAGCCUUCGUGGACUCCUUUUCCCAUUUUCCUAAACAUCCAUCAACUCUUCGCAGCCGUUGGGGGUCAGAAGAGUUGGGGACCCUCGGAGAACAGUAAUCUAUUAACACCUAUUCCCUCAGAUCCUACUCGUUAUGUACGUGUAUCUGUGCUCCCUGAAUCUCCAUAUCCUGACCUGCACACUCAUGCCAUUUUUUAGCCACUUUUUAGGCAUCCGGACGUUUGUCUCGUGAUUGAACGUAAAAAAAAUGUUACAGGUGUCCUUGUGGCAACAGGGCUUGGUUUCAGCACCGAUGCUGGCAUCUAGUGCCCGCAGAACGAACGAAUAUUUGCCGGAAAAAAAAAGCAGAAAAAAAAUAAUCGACCAAGUUCACCCCAUUUCGUCGGUUCGAGACUCGCCCCCGCCCACUUUUCCCCCAUUUUUUCAUUUUUUUUUUAAUCGCUCUACUCUCAUGCGCCUUGCCGCGGGCGUUUCAAAAGAUGCCUUUAUUUUUGUUUUCCGCCACCGCAAUCGAAAGUUACAGAGGGCCAACUGUAUCGGGCUUCAUCACUGCGUGCACUGUACCAGGAUAUCCUGGCUUCCGUUGGGCUUGAAUUAACCCUUUUGCUGUCCUCCGCUCUUUGCAUCAGUGGCUUCCUAGAUUCGAGCGAGGGGAUUUGUGUAGCUGAGAUGUGUGUGUACGUGAAAUAAUAUGUAGAGAAGAGUCAUAUUGGCAUUCGCAUCUAGCGCAUUGCGCAUUUUUCGAAUUUCGUCCCCCUUCCAGGGACCUUGAUUUUUACCCGCUGGCACUGACGUCUUUUUAUUGGUCAGCCGGUUAGC